Syngnathoides biaculeatus (alligator pipefish) is the source of this 28379-nucleotide messenger RNA. RefSeq names its product spectrin repeat containing, nuclear envelope 1a (gene syne1a). The record is from RefSeq and is a predicted model, not a curated record. The transcript is spliced from 149 exons. The coding region runs from base 771 to 27296 and encodes 8841 amino acids. Lineage: Eukaryota; Metazoa; Chordata; Actinopteri; Syngnathiformes; Syngnathidae. Gene Ontology annotation, cellular component: membrane. Gene Ontology annotation, molecular function: protein binding.
GGAGGUCACAAACUGGAUCAGUCAGAGUCAGGCAGAAGUCGCCCAAGAGAUCCUCGGUAAUGGUAUCGUUUUGCUCCUGUCGCUGAUGGUAUUAGUUGGAGCCCGGUCUCCCCAGGAAAAAAAAAACCAAAAAAAAAAAAAACACUGCAGUUGAGGAUCGGAUGAAAGAUGACGCCCUGUGAACAGACUUGAGUGGAAGAUCAGACGGCAGAAGCGUCCCGGUGCUCGCGCGCUCCCCCGCAGGCUGUGUGCACAAGCAAAGCUGCCAGCCCGCGAGCCGACGGCUUCGUGUUGCGAGGGAAUUCCUGCAGUUUUUUUUUUUUUUGUUAUUUUUUUUUUUUUGCCGCCAUUGUGAGCAAGCGUGCGUGCGCGCAUCCCGACCGGCCUCGGCGGCGCCCUUCGACGCUGCCGUGACGUCGCGCCUCGCCGCGCCUUCCGAUUGGCCGCGCGCCGGAGGGAAGGGCGCGCUUGGUACCGACAGCGGGGGGAACGGGAAGGGGAGGGGCUGAGGUGUUGCGAGAGUGAGAGAGGCGCUAAGCAAGAAAGAUAGAUGCCGAGGCAAGCCGGCACUGCACUGCACACUUUUUCCACACUCCUGAUCUGCAGGCAAAACACUCGCACCGCACGACAGGAGGACAUUUAGGCAAAGAAUCAUCCUCAAAGCAACAGUUUCUAAAGAGCUCCUGGCUCACAGAAGAGUUGACAGCAAGGGCAGAAGCAAGGGCAAAGUCUCGCCCCCCGCCCCUUAUUUUUUUUUGGGGGGGGGGUGGAUGUCCUCACGACCACCCCAUGAGUGGCGCAGUCCGGGCUGCGACAUGGCAAGACGAGCGGAGGGCGACGCAUCCCCGAAAAAGAACGUACCGUUCAACCUCGUGACGGGAUUCUACCUCUACCUGCGCGACGAGCAGGAGGCCGUGCAGAAGAGGACGUUCACCAAAUGGAUCAACUCCCACUUGGCCAAGCGUAUUCCGCCGCUGGUGGUGACCAAUCUGUUUGAAGACAUCAAGGACGGAGUGAAGCUGCUCGCCCUGCUGGAGGUCCUGUCUGGACAAAAACUGCCGUGCGAGCAGGGCAGGAAGCUGAAGAGGAUCCACUGGGUUGCGAACAUCGGCACCGCUCUCAACUUCCUCCAGGGCAGGAAGUCUGCCUACAGGGGAUCGCCGAUCAAGCUGGUGAACAUCAACUCCACAGAUAUCGCCGACGGUCGACCGUCAAUCGUCCUGGGUUUGGUGUGGACCAUCAUUCUCUAUUUCCAGAUCGAGGAAUUGACCUGCAGUCUCCCAGCGAUCCAGGCCCCGUCAGACAGCUCCCCCUCGCUGAACGGCUCGGCCGCCGGCGCCGAGACCGCCAGCCCACCCGUGAAGAAGAGACCCCUGGCGCCCGUGCAGGGCGGCGCCCGGAAGGCCCUACUCAAAUGGGUCCAACAGACGGCCACCACGCGUUUAGGAAUCGAGGUGAAAGACUUCGGUGCCAGCUGGCGGACAGGUUUAGCGUUCCUCGCCAUCCUCCACGCCCUUCGGCCCAAUCUAGUCGACGUGGAACGUUCAAGAAGGCGCUCCAACCGAGAAAAUCUGCAAGAGGCUUUUCUGUUAGCCGAAACGCAUUUGGGUAUCGCUCAACUUCUCGACCCUGAGGACGUGGAUGUGGAGAAGCCUGACGAGAAAUCCGUCAUGACGUACGUGGCCCAGUUCCUGAAGCAUCAUCCUGACCGAGACGGCGGCGCCUCAGAGGGACGAGCGGCACAAGAAGAAGAAGUCGAGGAGCCGUCUGUCCCGCAGCAUGGCCUCGCUCCUCGCGAUAUCGAGGAAAUGCUGGAGAGAGAGCAGCGAAAGAGCCUGAGGGAGUUUAAAAUGUGGCUGGACCAGCUGGAGAGAGAUGUGCUGCACGCCCAGGAGUCUGAGGCCAAUCUCGCUCUACGGUACCAGUUGUUCAAGAGUCUGCGUGCGCAACUGGAGAUGCGCAGGAAGCAAGUGGAGGAUUUGUUAAAGUCCACGCAGAAGGACGGAAUGCUGACAGUAGACCAGGCGCUAGUCAAGCAAGCCUGGGAAAGGGUCUCCAACAGGCUCCUGGAUUGGCAUCUGCUGCUGGACACGUCCCUUCCUGCCCCUUUGGACUCCCUGGGGGCCUGGCUGCACCACACCGAAGGAACCCUGCGACAAGACGUUGGCGCACAACAAGCCGAUGACGGCAACGCUUCGGAACGACACGAGGACCUUUUGAAGAGCCUUGAGGGUCACCAGCAGGUCUUUCAGAGGAUCCACAAGGACAGAAGUAUCGACGGUGUCCCCGUGCCACCCGAACAGCUACAAGACAUGGCGGAAAGGUUGGACUUCAUCUCCACGACUUGCGGCGUCCAGCUGGCUAAGAUGGAAUUCCUGAAGCACAAACACCGCAUGGAGGCCUUUCUCACGGAAGCCGAGUCCAAGCUCAGAUCCUGGAUCGUCAAAUACGGCCGGCAAGAGUGCGUGGAACAGAUGCUGCGCGAUUAUGUUGUUUUUGUGGAGAAGCGGUACUUCUUUGAAAAUUACAAGACUUUGUACCAGUCAUUGAAAAGUGCUGGAGAGGUUUACAUCGGCGCUGACGGCUCAGCCGACGAGGGCGAGACGGGGGUCUCCCGCCUCUUGCGGGACGUGGCGGCCCAGUGGAGGAGCCUGUCCGUGGAGGUGCGCAGCGUCAGAAGCAUGCUGGAGGAGGUGCUGUCGAACUGGGACCGCUACACCUCCACCGUGGCCUCUUUUCAAGCUUGGCUGGAGGACGCCGAGGGAGCCCUCAGACAGCCGGAAAAUGCAAAGCAGGAGUUCUUCAGGAGCCUCGUCCACUGGGCGGACCAGCAUGCCGCCAUGAACGACGCCGGGAGUUUUCUCAUCGAGACGUGCGACGAGUCCGUGUCAUUUGAACUCAAGCAGCAGCUGCUGCUUCUCAACGGACGUUGGAGGGAGCUUUUCUUUUCGGUCAAACAGCACACCCAAGUCGAUGAGUUGGAAAAGUGGCGGCAAGACCAUCUGAAGGCCAUGUGGACUUUGACAGAACUUUUGGAUGCAGCAGAUGCCAGACUCAGCGCUCCUGUGCAAGUGUCUUUCCUCAGCGUACAAGCGUUUUUGCAAGAUGUGGAGAAUACCAAGCAAAAGGUUGUCGCCAUGGAGACGCAGUACAAGCUGGCCGGCCGUGGCGCUCAGCUCCUCGCCAAGGAUGCGCCGCGCGAUGAGGCCGGCAGGGUGAUCGCGGCCAUGACGACCGCGAAAAGUCAGUUGAGCCAGGUGAGGGAGCGCUGUCCCAUCUUAGUGAGGGAAUGUCACGCCCUUCUACCUCUGCUGGAGGAGAUGGAGAAACACAUCUCCAUCUUUUAUCAAGCCCUGGAGCGAGCCAGUCGUAUUACUGCCAGAGACGCAGACACACUGAGCCCAACCCUGCACAGACGCAAGUGGCAGGAAUUGCUGAACCAGCAGCAGAGUUGCAAACGGUGCCUGGCGGUGAUCGAGAGGAACCACCACGCGGUCCAGAGGGCGCUCGCCAACAGCAAGAUGCUUCAAAACCUGGACAGCGGCCUGCUGCGGAGGACGGUGGCUGAAGUGCAAGGCUCGGCCCAGGCGCUGCUAAAGGAGGUCGCGGAGUGGAGGAGGCGCGAGGAGGCCAACAACAGCCUGAGGGGGAGGUUCGAGGAGUCCAGACUGGAUCUGGAGAGAGUGCUGAAGAGAGCGCAGGAAUGUUUGGGAGAGACGGGGGACGCCGAGGAGUUACUGAACAAGCACACGGAUUUUUUCGGCCAGCUGGACCAGCGCGUGCUGAGCGUCUUCCUGAAGGCGUGCGACGAGCUGACUGACAUCCUACCGGACGCGGAGCAACGGGGGCUGCAAGAAACGGUCCGCAGGCUGCACAAACACUGGAAGGACAUCCAGGGCGAGGUACCGUUCCACCUGCUGCGUCUGAAGGUAGCGGUGGAGCAGAGUCGAGUCGAUGCCGUCCUCCAAGAGUGCAGAGCAGAACUGGACAGAGAACUGCACGUCUUGUCUGACUCCUCCACCAGCGAACAUGUGAUCCAAGUGCACAGAACGUUCUUCUGGGAACGCCAACCUCUGGCUGUGUGCGAGAAGCGGAUUAGGAACAUGGAAGACCUCUGUCACAAACUGCCUGACAACGACGUAGCUUAUCGAAGGCUGGAUUCCUCCAGGGCGGCCGUGGAGGACGUCGCGGAGCGCAUCAGAAGCACCGCCGUCCGACUGGAGCAGCAUCCCGAUAAGUGGAAAGAAUGGAAUGAUAGAUUUUGUGAGCUUUCUGACUGGCUGUCAUCUCAGAGGAGGCACCUAAAGGAGAUGACAAGAACCUCCGACCAGGAGCAAGUUGAUGCUGCCGUGCAAGCCCUGCGAAAAGCAGGAGACGCCCGAGAAGAGACCCUCUUGUGGCUUCAGAGUCAUCUCUCGAGCCUGACUGACGUGAGCUCCGAAGCCGACGCGCAAAGGCAGCGGAGCGCUCUCACCGAACUCUCAGCCGACUUUAAGGAGCUGUUGUCCUCACUUUGCCAGGGAAGCGUUGAGGCCAUCCAGUUCGAGGAGAUCAGGGAGGAGGUGCACGACGCUCUGGAGGAGGUCCUGAGAGCUGGGAUGGAAGCCGGAGAGCAGAUCAGCAGGAUCCUGGAUGCUGAGGACCUGCGCGAAGCCCAGGAACUAUUCCUCAUUCAUCAGCAACACCUAAAACAACUCCAGGCUCUUAGAAGGGAGGCAGAUCUUUUGGUCUCCCACUCGCAGCAGCUCCAGACCGGAGAGGCGCUGAGUCGCUCCGUGCGCGAGUUGGAGGAACGUGUCCGAGAAGUGGACCGCCAGAUCAGCGCCAAGGAGCGCGGCCUGCAGGCCACUUUGAGCUCCUGGCGGAACUUUGAAACCGAGUGGGAAACACUUCAGGUGUCUAUCAGUGACAUUACCGUUGACCUGCAUAAAGAGCUUAUAUUCAACAGUCCUGACAGCUUAAGGAGUGAAAUGGACCACGCCAAGGAGCUGUUUAUAAAGCUUGAGGACUGUUGCGUGAGAGCAGACGCCCUCCUGGAGGAGGCAGCGGAUCUUCAGCUUGGUCCUAAGAAUCAAGUUGCGGUGCUACAUCAGGCCCAGUCCACCAGGGAAGCUGUCAAGCAGCUUCACAACCACCUCAGCAAGAACGUUGCCCAGUUGGAGAGGACGUGCUCGUCGUGGGAGCGCUUCAACGACCAAUCGGCGAUGUUCUCUGCGUGGAUCAACGAAAACCAGAGUGCGCUGGAUGCCGUCAAGCUCACUUCUCCCACAGAUCACUUGGACAAACACAUUGGCACUGUAGAGGCGGUGUCCGAAAGUUUAGAGGAGAGGAGACUCUCAUUACUCCGCAUGCAGGAGGACUGCGAGGCGCUGUCCAGGUUUGUGAGCGCCGGGGAGACGGAACGUGUCCGGGCGCGGCUCGCCCAGAUGAGGCGCUCCUGGGAAGAACUGAUGGAGAGAACAGAGCAGCUUGCGGGACGGCUCAACCAGAGCGCCUCCUACGGGCAGAGGUGCCGCAAUAACCUAGAGCAGGUCAAGAAAGCUAUGAACGACCUCAAAGAGAAACUUGACACACCUGUCAAGUUUUGCUCAUCAUCAUCACAGACAUACAAGAACAUACAGAACCACGCGGAGGUGUGCCAGUCGCUGGAUCAGCUGAAGCCCAAACUGAUGGCUCUGCGUUCUGCUGUGAGGAGGCUGGGAGAGGCCACCAAGAUGGAGCAAGAAGUGCUUCAUCUCCACAAGCUGCAAGGAGACUUAUUGGAAAAGGCCAGCGAGAAACAAUCGACGCUGGAGAGCAUUCUCACGCUGUGGCAAAGAUUUGAAAAGGAAAACUCGUCCAUGAAAAGCUGGCUGGAUGGCUGCGAGUCCGUCUGCCAUCCAGGUGACAAAUUGCUCUCCUCAGACGAGGUGAAGCUCACGAUGGAGCUGCAACGCAUUCAGGAAAUGCAGAAGGAAACCUCCUCCAAUGACGCCCUACUCCAGGGUCUGUUAAAUAUCGUGGUCUGUCUCUCCCCGUCUGCAUCCGAAACUCGAGUCCAAGAGCUGAAUGACGAUCUCGCCCAAGUACAGGAGAGAUACAUUUCACUGAAGACCAACAUCAUACGCAGACGAGAGCAGCUGGAGUGUCGGUUGUCGCAAUUGAACCUUUUCACCGAAGCUCUUCUGACACUGAGCCAAAAGAGCGAUGAAUUCCCAACCGUCUUGAGAGGCUCUCUUCAAAUUGAUGCUACUGAUAUCGACGGCGCAUUCACAGAGCUCAAGGAGCACGACUCCCAGUUAAAGGCUCAUUCGUCACUGAGAGAGGCUCUCCAACAAAGAGAGUCUGCCCUGCUUCCACUCUCCACCCCAGAAGCGAAGCAGCAGCUGCAGGCCUGGAGAGAAGAUUGCCUGCAACCCUUCGCUGAAUGUGAACGUCUGCUGCUUCUCCGUGAAAAGUGCCUGGACGGGCUAAAUGCCUUCCUGGAGAAGCGUGACGCGGCAGCGGGGGUGAUCGGCCAGUUUCACGAGGCCCUGGUGAGGAAAGGGAGCUGGGAUCCACUCCAGGCAGAAGAACUCCGCCUCCUGAUAGGGGAGGUCACGAAGGACGCGGCCCACCUUGAGGCUGAGGCCGUGGGGUUGGACGGACAGCUGAGCAAGGCCCGCCUUCAGUUGCGCGCCUCCAAAGACGCGGGCGGGAGAACCACCUGCAGGGCGCUGGCCGUGGCCCUCGUCACAUCCCUGGAGGAGGCACAAAGCGGUUUGGGAUGGAAGCAGAGUGAAGCAGACGCCCUCAGGGCAAUGUGGAGCUCAUUCAGGGGGAAGAAGGUGGAGAUAAUGAAGAAUCUGGAGACCUUGCAGUAUCGAACAAGACAACAGGGGCUCAAAGAGAGCUCGACGCAAGCAUUUAAAAACAGGCUUUGGUACUUGGGCCAGCUGGAGGAUGAGCUCCAGUCCCUCCAUCAGUCCCAGCAGUGGUUCGAGGAGAACGGGAAGCAGCUGGCCCAGAGGGACACUGAGCGGGCAGGGGAAGCCCUGAGAGAUGUUAACGUGGUCAAGGCUGCCUGGGACUACGUCAUGACUCUGAUCACCAAAAGUCGGGAACAGAGUCGAGGGAUACUCGACCUCCUGCGCCGUUACCAUCAGUUGAGGUCCAUCCUCAGUGGUUCUGUGGCGAAAGCCCAGGCGCUCGCUCACAACCUGCCCGACCACAACCACAACGCUCAAGAGGCCAGGAGGUCCUUCUCACGGCACGAGAAGCUGCUGGGUGAGCUCAGAGAAAAGCAGGAGGACAUGGACAAGCUCAUCAGGACAGUGGAGGACCUGCAGAGAGAACUGGAUCACGUUCCCGACUGCGACACAAGCCUCAUCCACGGAGAUAUGGUGGGGUUCAGGGCCCAGUGGAUCGAGGUUUCUGAGAAAAUUCAAACCAACACUGAAAGAUUAGGCUACUGUGUGACCCUCUGGGACGAUCUCAAGCUGAUGGAGCAGGACAUGAACCAAUGGACCGUCGCCACCGCCAUCGCUGAACUCACCAACCUGAGCGACAACGAAACCGAGGGCCACCUCGUCGCCUUUGAGGCUGAAAUGGAGAAGAGGGAGCAGUUGCUGGACGCGCUGCACGGGAGAGUUGGGGAGCUCAAGGAGCACACAAAACUGGAGGAAACUCCCUUACAAAUGCAGGUCCUGGAGUCCGAGCUGAGGAAGAAGCUGGUCCACGCUCAGGAGGUGUUCAACCAGGCCAAACAAUCUCUGACCCACUUCACAUUCCAGAAGCAGCGUGUGGAGGACCUAAUUUCCACGACGACCGAGCGGCUUGAAAAAGUCGAGGCAUCCUUAUCGAGUCUUGAUGAAGCCGCCUCCUCUGAAGCCAUUGGGUCUCUUAAGGGUCUGCAGGGUGUCGUUGAGCAGCAGAGGGCAGACGUGGACUCAGCCCGAGAGGCCCUGAGCGCCCUGUGCAGGUCGCAUCCCUCCCCGGAGCUCCCCCGCCUCUCAGCCGACCUCGCAGCCGUCGCCCGGCGCACCGAGGCCGUCGCGCAGCGCUGCGCCAAGGCCAGGGGCAACCUGGAGGACGCGCUGCACCUCCACUUCCACCAGCUUUUCCAGGAAUUCCACUCCUGGCUGUCGGGAUUGAAGUCGGAGUUGAAAGAAUGCUCAAACCAGUCAGGAGAUGUUGGGAUCCUCACAGCAAACUUGCAAAGACUGAAGAAGUCGUCAACAGAGUGGACGUCAGAAGGCCAGGGGCGUCUCUCUCGGAUUUGUGCGGAGGCGGAGAGACUCCACCUCCACCUGGCAAAAGCCGAAGCGACGCAGCUCCAGGAGCGCCUCUCCACCUGCCAGGGAGGGUGGACGAGCUUCCUGCACGACUGCUCCCAGAGCCUACAAGACCUGGAGGAGAACAUUCAUCUCCUCAAAAGUUUUGAUGACGCUGUAGAAAAUGUCAGACAAUGGCUUCGGGAGAUGGAGCUCAGCCUCAGCAGGGAGUCUGUUGUUAAGGCAGACAGCCAACAAGGUGCCCAAGACACCAAAGAGGAACUGGACAGGGUGGAAAACCUCCAGAAGGAGCUUUUAGCCAGACGAGAGGAUAUUGAGCGUAUCAUCCAGGACGCCCAGACCUUGUCUGAAGCGGGACGGGGGUCCGGCGGAGAGGUCCGUGCGGCGGGACGGCUCCAGAUGGAGCACCAGGCUCUGCUUAAUGCCGCUAGGGUGAGGCUGCGAGGCUGCCAGGAAAACCAGGCCUUUGGGGAGACCCUGCAGGGGCUUUGGGCCUGGUUAGAGGAGGUUCAGGAGAAACUGGGGACAGCUGAUAGCACAAUGGGCACCAAGGAGCAGUUGGAGCAGAGACUGGAUACCGUGCAGGAUAUCCUGCUUUUGAAAGGAGAGGGCGAGGUCAAACUGAAUAUGGCGAUGGGCAAGGGAGAGAUGGCCCUGCGCAGCUCCGGCGCCGCCGGACAGGAAGCGGUGCACUCCCAGCUUCAGGAGGUGGAGGAUGCCUGGGCCACGCUGCUGGUGACUGCCAUGAGCUGCCACAGUCGUCUCGAAUGGACCGUGUCGCAGUGGGCCGGGUACGUGGAGAACGCGACCCAACUCCGACGCUGGAUGGAGGCCGUGGAGCGGGAGGUGCGAGCCUCCCUCGCCCCACAGGCGGGGCCGAGGGAGAAGGCCUCCCAGCUGGAGAGACUGCGAGCCCUGCUGGCCGACAUGGACGACCACCAGUUGGCCUUGUCCAGUCUGGAGGAAAAAGCCAGGGAACUCUUCAAGAAGACGGGCGACGCCGCUUUUAACCACGGCGCCCGAACGCAGCUGCAGGUGCACUUCGACGAGCUGGCAGCUUUGGUGGAGGAGAAAGUACGCCUGGCGCAGAGGAUUGUGCUGGAACACCAGCAAUACUUGGAGGCUGUCCGGGAGCUCACUGAUUGGCUGAUGAGCGCAGGGGAGGAGCUACACCAUUGGUCAGAUGCAUCUGGAGACUCCCCCUCCAUCCAGAAGAAACUACAUGAAGUGAGGGAGCGCGUGGAGUGUCGACUCCUCGAGGGCCGCGAGCGCCUCGGCGUCGUGCGACGGACCGCGACGUCCGCGGCGGAGCACACGGCGGCGGGGGGCUGCGAAGCCAUGGACCGGCAGCUGGGGGCGCUGUCCCAGGCGCUGGAGCAGUGGGAGGGCGCCGCUCUGAGGGCCAGGGACGCCCUGGAGGGGGCACUCGCUGCCGCCGCCGCCUCCGAGGAGGAAUACGAGCGUCUGACCUCCCAGCUGGAAGACGAUUUGAAAGACCUGGAUCGUCGACUCAGGGGGUGGAGCCAGGAGCUGACGAGAGCCGAGGGGCAGUGCAAUGGUGACGAGGCGGUGACGGGAUGGCAACUGGCUAAGGAGAUACUGGAGGGCCUGCAAAGCGUGGAGCCGAUGGCAGAGAAGUUGAAGGGUCAACUCAACGAGCUGGUGCAGUACUCCAGAGACUUGGGCUCCCAGUCCGACCGCGUCACUGCGCUCAUCAAGCAACACAACAGUCUCAGUCUUCGCGCGUCCAGGGAGUGCCAAAACAAGGAGCGCCUCUUGGAGCAGCGCUUCCGCGCCGCCCUGCGAGACUUCCAGCAGUGGUUGGUCAACGGCAAGAUCUGCACCGCCAAAUGUUUCGACGUGCCGCAGAGCGUGGCGGAGACCUCCGGCGCCCUGCAAAGAAUACAGGAGUUCUUGAGUGACAGGGAGCACGGCCAGGCCAGACUGAGUACGGUGGGAACCGGCGGGGAGCUGCUCAUGGCGGUGGUGUCCAAGGAGCGGCUUGAAGGGAUCAAGGCCAAGGUGGCAAACGCCAGAGACGACUGGAAGAGCUUGAUGAAUAACCUUCAACUGAGGGAGGAUGCGCUCAAGGACCUGCUCUGUCAGAUGACAGCGUUCGAAACCAGCGCCGAGCCCCUGCAGGAGUGGCUCAACGGCGCCGAGGUCAGAGUUCAGGAGAGCAGCGCCCGGCUCCACGACCUCUCGGCUAAGAAACAGGAGCUCGGCAAACUGCAGAGCGUCCUGGAAGAGCUGGCGGGUCGCGAUGCGGAACUGGGGCGCCUCAGGGAGCGAGCUCACGGUCUCUGGGAAGGUCAGGCCGCCGGCAAGGGCUUCGUCCACCGAGUGUCCCAGCUGUCUGCGCAGUACUUGGCUCUCAGCAACUUGACAAAGGACAAGGCCUCGAGGAUUGAGCGUGUGGUCGGCGAGCAUCGCCUCUUCUCUGAGGGUCUCAAAGAGCUCCAAGAAUGGGUGUGCGAGGCCAAGAGGGUCCUCGCCACCUGCGCCUCCACCACCUCCGAUAAAGCCGUGCUCGAGGACAGGAUGCUGCAGCUUGAGGCCCUGCUCGCCGCCCGCCAAGAGCGGGAGAUCCAACUGAAGAUGCUGCUCACCAGGGGCGAAGCCGUUCAGAGGAACACGUCGGCCGAGGGCGUCCCGGUGAUCCGCAAACAGAUCCAGGACCUCAAGGAUUCCUGGGACUCGCUGCUCUCUGCUUCUAUCAAGUGCAAAAGCCAGCUGGAAGGCGCCUUGUCACAGUGGACCAGCUACCAGGAAGACGUGGGCCAGUUCGUGCUCUGGAUGGACCGCGUCGACGAAACGCUGAGCUGCUCGGACAGGCAGUACUCGGAGAUGAGAGACAAGACCGCGAACCUGGGAAAGACCAAGCUUCUGUAUGAAGAAGUGCUGAGUCACAGUUGUCCUCUGGAGACCAUAGCAACAAAGGGGGCCAACAUGGCGGACCACUGCAGCACGCAGCAGGAAGUGAAGCAGCUCCGGAGCAGAUACACCACCCUGGAAGAAAAGGCCAAGAAUGCAGUCAAUAAGGCCGAGGGGCUGGUUCUGAUCCACCAGGAGUAUCAGCAAGGGCUGCACGUGUUCGAAGACUGGCUGGAGCGGGAGCAAUCCACUCUGGUAUCGCUGUCCCACCCCGAAGGAGACGUGGAGACACUUGAGCGCACGCUGAAACAGCUUCAGGUUCAACAGGAGCGCUGCGCGGACGGCCAGUCGUUGCUGUCGUCAGUGCUGACCAGCAGAGAGCGGGUCAUCCCGUGGGGCGUACCCCAGAUCGAGGACCGAGCCCUGGACACGGCGCGGCGGGACUGGGGGGCCUACCGGGCCCACCUGGAGGAGACCCAGACCCAGCUGAACUCCACCUUGACCAGACUGAGAGAGAUGAGCCAGAAGUUCCUCACCUUGGCUCGCUGGCUCGAGGAGAUGGAGAAGGAGGCUGACUUGAGGAGUCACCGGAGGUCAGACCGAAGCACUAAGGAGACCCAGCUGAAGAGACUCAAGUUGUGUCUUGACGCGGUGCUGACGCGGCAAGACCAAGUGGACGGCCUCGCCUCUCUGGCCCAGCAGGCUUUGGAAGAAAGCCACGUCAGCGGUCGCGUUAGCGUCACGGCAACCCAGCUCGCUGCACGCUACCACGCGCUGCUGCUCAGCAUACAGGAGACCAUCAAGCAGCUGCAGGAGGAGCUGACGAGCAUACAGGCGGCCGAGAACCUUUGCGUGUCCUUCACCGAGUGGCUCGGCUCCACCCAGGAAAGCUUCACGGAAGCGACUGACGCUUCGGAGCCUCUGGACCGCAACACGCUCGAGAAAAAGCUGAAGAAAUUGGAGAGUCUACAGGCCGAUCUUCACCACGGUCACGGCAUCCUGAAGUCUCUGAGGGAGAGUUCCGAGCAGGCCGCGAACUUCCUAAACGAAGACGGCGCCGAGAGCCUCGGAGGGGAGGUUGAGGCGCGUCUUUCCCAGCUGGAGGAGUUGGCCGGCUGGCUGAGGACCGAGCACAGCUUUCUGGAGCGCGCGUCGCUGCUGGCGAAGGAGUUCCAGGAGCGCUACAGGGCCCAGGCCCAGUGGCUGGUGGAGACCAAGGCUUUGCUGUGCUCGCUGCCAGAACCCAAGGCCGAGCUUUACCAACGGAGGGGCCAGCUUACCAAAUACAAGGCUCUGCUGCAGAUGGUCCAGACCCAUGACACCUCCGUCAGGUCGGUGGUAGAGAAAGGUGACGCUCUCCUGGCAUCCGUGCACUACCCUUCAGUCCGAGACAAAAUGAACCGGCUGCAAAAGGACUACGCCGACCUCCGUAACACGGCCACGGCUCAUGUGGCGCAUCUGGAGGCCCAGGUGAGGGAGCAGGAAGUAUACCACAACCAGCUCCAGGACGCCGAGCGCUGGUUGCUGCAGAUGUCCAGCAGGAUGGUGACGCCUGACCCCAGCGUGAGCCGCAGUCUGGAGGCGGCCACUGAACAACUAGCCAGGCACAAGGCCAUCAUGGAGGAGAUCGCGGGCUUCGAGGACGGCCUGGCAGCCUUGAAACAGCUCGGCGAGCACCUGGUGCGUGGCUGCGACGAGCGCGUGCAGGGUCGGCUGAGGCAGCAGGUCCACGCGCACCAGCAAGGCACCAGAGACAGCUACUCCGCCAUCUGCAGCACGGCGCAGAGGGUAUAUCAGAGUCUGGACCUCGAGCUACAGAGACACCUAAGUCUCCGAGACACGUUGGAGCAGUGCAAGACUUGGCUGACGUCGGCCUCUCGGGAGCCAGAACCCCCUGCGCUGACUCCUCUCAGCCUGGAGGAGGCGCUGCAGCGGGUGAAGCAGGAACGGACACUUCAGGAGCAGGCCAAUACUUACCUUCAGCUCGUGUGCGCCUCCUGUGACCUCUCACUUCCUCAAGUGCAGGAUGUGGCUACCGCUGUUCAGCAGGUCAAACUCCAGAUUGAGGAGCGGAUGCUUCUCUGCGAGGAAGUCGCCGAGAGCUGGAGGAGUGUUGAGGAGCACAAGGCAGAUCUGGAGGUGCGGCUGAGAGAGACGGAGCAGCAGUUUGAGAACCUCGUCAGGUGUCCUGCAGAACUCGAGCCCAGAAUUGCACAGAAUCAGCUGGACAAAGCACAGGAGUUCCUACAGCAGGUGCGGGAGAGGCAGUCCGAGGCGAGCCGCUUGAAGGAGCUCAUCGGUCAACUGACGGACGGACAGGACUGCGCAGCCCUGGAGGACGUGAGAAAGCUGCGCAGGAUCUGGAUGGAAAUGGGCCAGCGCGCCGAGGAGCACGAGGCGGAGCGCGGCGAGGACAUGCAGCGCAGCGGCGAGUACCAGGAAAGCGUGGCCGCCGUUGAGGAGCUUUUUCAUCAAGUGUCCAGGGAGUGGGACUACCUAGCCAGGGCUGACACUGAAAGUACGAGGGAGCAUCUAGAAGCUCUGAGGAAGUUGUCCAGCGAUCUGGUGGAGCAGCGAGCAACACUGGAAGAUCUCCGGGAACAGAAGCAAGCCGUCAUGCCUCGAAUAAGCCUGCUCGACAAGGAACUGGUCAAACAACAGGUGGGUCACCUGGAGCAGCGCUGGGCCCAGCUCGAGUCCCUCAUUCAGAAGAAGAUCCAAGACUCUUCUCAAACACUGGAGGAUCUGUCACGGGUGGAAACCCAGCUGAGGGACGCCCGCGAGUGGGUGGAAGAGCAAAGGCCCGGGCUCACCUCGGCCCUGAAUACCAGCCCGCCGCCGGACCUGGCCCAGAGUUUCCUGUUCGACCACCUGAGCGUGUGCGUGGAGCUGGAGGCCCGGCAGCAGCUGCUCGCCCAAGCGGUGAGCGAGGCGCAGGCCGUGGCGUCCGAGCUGGGGCUGAGUGAGAGGAAAAGCCUGCAGCGGCUCGUCGAACAAGCCCAGACUGAAGUGGAGGCCUUGAAGGCUCGGGUGGCCCAAAGGAGGAAGUACCUCAGCAAGGCCUUCACGGAGAGGACUCAGUUCCUGCAGGGCCUCGGCCGAGCGCUCUCAUGGGUACGACGGCAAGAGAGCAAGGCCACGAUAGACGACCACAUUGCGCUGCUCCCAGAAGACCUGGCGAAAGAGGUGGCUGCGUGUCGUGGCAUCCACAGCAGGCUUCGGGCCUACCAGAGAGAGCUGGCGUCGCUCUGGGUUCAAGGUCGGGAACUGGAGAGGGACGCCACAGACAAAGAGCGAGCAGAAACCCUGGCAAAACUCCAGAAACUGCAGGCGGUCUACGAGACGGCCUUCCAGAGAACCGGCCAGCGGAUCACAAUCUUGGAAAAAGCCUUGACGUCCAGGAAGUACUUCCAGGUUGACCUGAACAAGACUUGUCACUGGCUCAGAGAAGCGGAGGCUAUCACCUUCCCUGAAAUCAACCUGACCGGCGUUGAGGACGGCUCAGAACUGCAAGAGCAUCUGUCGAUGUUUCAAAAGGUCCUGGAACAAGCCUCGGAGAACGAGAACCUCCUGCUGAUCGUGCAGAGGAUAGGCCAGGAGAUCCUUCCCACCCUCAACGAGAUCGACCACUGCUACCUGGACGAGCGGCUCAACGCCCUCCCCCAGCAGUACAACGGCAUCCUGGCGCUCGCCAAAGACAAAAAAGACAGGGUCCAGCAAGUGAUCCUCGACAGGAAGGAGUUCAGCACUUUUUUUGGGGUGACUCAAAGCUCAGUGGAGAGACUCCAGGAGCAGUUUGACAAUCUGGAGAAGAAGACUAUCGGCGCAAGUGAAGCGGAGCUGGUUUGCUUUAUGGAUGACUAUCGCAAAAUCGACGAAAGCUUAGCAGUGAUCGGCAGUGCAGUAAGAGAAGUGCAGUGUAAAAAUGAGGCCUUUCUCAGUUUGGGCCACGCUUACAGGGCAGAGGAGACACGACAGCUGGUCCAUCUUCACACUACCUUGAAAAGGAAAACCAGUAAGACGCUUAAACAACUGGAUGAAGCCUUGAGAACAAUCGUGAAACAGAACACACUACUGAACAGCUUUGACCAGGAACUCAAGUCCGCCAAAGAUGAGCUCGUCGCAGUCAAAUCGGACAAAGAAAGAACUGUUAUUGAUAAAAUUGCAUCUCUUUAUGCCUUACUUGGAUGUUUAGAUGGCGUUUCAACCCAGGCCAAAGAAUGUAGCCGGCAAACCGACAAUCUGGGCUUGAGGUUUGACCCCGACGCCUUGCAGAAAAUGACAGCCAGGCAGGAAUCAGCGCAGUGUUUGCGCUCGGAUGUGGAACUCUGCAUCGAAGAAAGCCGAACGGACGUCGCACAAUGCGAAGACUUCACGAGGGAGCUGGAGAAGGUGUCAGAAUGGCUGACAACGGUGAAAGACGCUCUGAGGGAACCGCUGACAGAAACCAAAGUUGAGAAGGUGCAGGAGAACAUGCGGAAAGCCGGGAUCUUGGAAGAGGAAGUGGAGAGCAGAUUGAGGAUAGCGGACGCAUUGUUUAGUCGAGAGGAACAAGGAUUUCGGAGUAGGAAGGAAAGUGUUCCGGUCCAUGUAGAGGAGAAAAUGAAGGAUCUGAGGACACGAGGAGUGCAAGUCCAAAAGGAAAUUAGACACAAACAGGUGACUCUGGCCCGAGUUCUCAAUCUGGUCCAGAAGCAUCACUCGUCACUUCAGAACAUGCAGCGAUGUCUGGAUUGUGCCGCCGAUUUCCUACAACAUAAAAGCGUAGGCGUGGAACUCCAGCACCACGCAGACUGCCUGCGGAACCUGGAAGAAAUCGACGUCCAGGACAAGAACCUGUCAGCUCUCUUAGAGGAGAUGAUGACUUCUGAGCCUCCUGCGGAGGCUCAUGUGAUGAGCGGACUCAGAGAAGAGCUUCAAGCCUGCCAACUGCGGGGGACUGAAAUCAGACAACAAAUGGAGGCCUGCAGAGAAGUUCAUGAAAGAUGUGCCUCACUCUGGGCUUCCUUCCAACACGAGAGAGCGAGGCUAGUCGAACAGAUGAACGACACGCAGAGCAAGAUGGCCGCUUUCGCCACGGCGAAAGCUGACAGUCUCCGGCAGGCGGAAGAUAAGUGUGACAAAUACAAGUCUCUGGUGACUCAAAGCGGCCAGCUGGAGUUCGCCGUCGACGCUCUGAAGGAGAAGGCGGCCGAGUUAGAGCGGCUCCUCGCCGAGUCGGGCUCGGCCGUCGCCAAUCGCGGGGUCUCGGCUCUACGCCAGCGCUGGAGCAGGCUCGGUGGCGUGGCGAGAUCCCAGGAGAGGGCGCUGGAGGACACAACGCGGGAAUGGAGAAACCUAUCGGAGAAGAUGGAUAAGGCGCGGUCCGUCUCAGCGGACCUCCACAGCCGCAUCCCAGACAGCACUGUGGAGAAGGCGGCCACCGGGGCGGCCCUCCAGAGCCUCCUGGAGUACCACGACUCCUUCGUCCUAGAGGUGGCGAGGGAGCAGUCCAUCCUGGCUCUGCUGGGCCGGUGCGCCCGCGGCCUCACCGGUGAUGAGGAGGAGUUGCAGAGGAAGACUGAAAAUGGCCACCAGGAAACGCAGUGCCAGGACGAGAUCAAAAGUAUGCAGGAGCAGUAUGAAAGUGUCGUCUCCCAAGUUCAGGCCAGCCGAACGCAGGUGCAACAGGAGUUGAGGGAGAGACAGGAGGUGGAAAGGGAGCUGGUCCUGGUCAAAGGUUGGAUUCAAGACACUCAAGGCUUGCUCCUGAGCCCCACCGCCGACCUGGACACUCUGCUACAAGAUUUAGAGACGGCACACCGCGGGGUCGUCAGCAGGCGUCAGAGCGUCGAGCGCAUGACGGAGUUGCAGCAGUCCAAGUACCACGACCUGCAGGCGGGUCUGCCGUCGGAGCUCGGCAUGCAGCUGGCGGAGGUGACGCUGGCGCUGGGCUCCGCCGAAGAUCAGGUCCAGGCCAGAGAGCGGGAGGUGCAACAGACGCGGGACGUGAAAGAGGACUUCAGCUUCCGGCUGAAGGACAUCGAGGCCAAGCUGAAGAACAUCGCGUUGAGAUUGGACGUCAAGGGCGGCAGUCUGGAGGAGGCCAAAGAGGAGAACGGGGUUCUCCGCGAGGACUGCGAGGGCUGCGCUCACGCCCUGGCAGAGCUGGCGGCGGCGCUGCAGGAGUUCGGCGAGCAGAACCCUCUGCUGUGCAAGCAGCUACGCGACGUCGUGGCCAAAAUAGCCGAAGCGCAGCGUCACGCCGUGCAGCAGGUCCAGGACAGAAGCAACAGGCUUAAGAAGGCAGAGAAGCAGAUGGCGGAAUAUCAAAGCAUGAAGGAAUUCGUUUUGUGUUGGACCGACAAAGCGGAGACUCUCCUGUCUGAGAACAUCAUUUGGAGUCCAAUAUCGCAACUGCAGGAGCAAAUUCGAGCAUACCAGGCGUUGCUGAGGGAGUGUCGCGGUCUCCACGGCGACCUGGAGGCCCUGGCCGAGCGCGAGGCGCAGCUGGGGGACGUGCUGACGACCAAAGGGUGGAGCCAGCAGGUGAAGCACCUCAGCAGACGCACGGAGGAGCUGCGGCUGGCGGUUAAGACUCGUCUGGAGACUCUGCAGGAUGCAAUGAAGGACAUGUUGCGUCUGGAGGCCGAGGUGAAGAGCCUCCACGCCGCUGUGGACCAAAUCCAAGUCACGCUGGCCUCCCCGGACCUCAACAGGCUCAGUCUGAGAGAGCAGCUCUCACAGAGACAACGUUUGUUGGCCGAGAUGGAGGGCUUCAAGCGGCAGGUGGCGGCAGUGCGGCAGUGUCAGAGCGCCCUGCGGCUCCCGGAGGAGGCGGCGGCCGCUCUGGUCGUCUGUCGCACGGCUCAGAGCCUGCAGCAGGAAACUAGCCAGCUGCAGCACACCACCAUCCAGCAGUGCAACAUCCUGCAGGAGGCCGUGGUGCAGUACGAGCAGUAUGAGCUGGAGGUGAAGAACCUGCAGAGGUUAAUAGAAGAAGCCCAUCGGAUCAUUCAGGACCGGCCCGUCUGCACCAGCAACAUUCAGGAACUCCAGGCGCAGAUACAACACCAUGAGGAGCUGGCCCAGAAGAUCCGCGGCUACCAGGAGCAGAUCGCCUCGCUCCACUCCAAGUGCAAGAUGCUGACGGUGAAGGCGAAGCACGCCACCAUGCUGCUGACGGUCAGCGAGGCCGACGGCCUCUCGGACGAGCUGAGUGACGACGACGCGCCCGGCGACAAGCAGCUUCCUGCGCACCCUUCUGUCGUCAUGAUGACAGCAGGCCGCUGCCACACUCUCCUUUCCCCUGUGACCGAGGAGUCAGGGGAGGAGGGCACCAACAGCGAGGUCUCCUCUCCCCCUGCCUGCCGCUCCCCCUCCCCUGGGGCUAACGCUGACGCUCCCUUUAAUCAGGGUCGAACGGCUCUAAAUCGAGCGCCGCUCCAGGAGCUUUACGACCCGUCUGUGGAGUCCAGCACCGCCAACCUGGAUGACCUGCAGAGAUCCUGGGAAACGCUCAAGAACGUGAUAAGCGAGAAGCAGAAGAGUCUGUACGAAGCCCUGGAGCGACAGCAGCACUACCAGGAGUCCCUGCAGUCCAUUUCCACCAAGAUGGAGUCCAUCGAGGCAGCGCUCGGCGAAGGCCCGGAGCCCGGCAAGACCCCCGAGAGCCAGAUGGCGACGUAUCAAGCUCUGAUGGACGAGAUCCUGAUGCUGCAAGACGAGAUCGGCGAGCUGCAGACGUGCUUCUCGGAGGAGCUGGCGGACGGAGACGGCAACGGCGAGCCCGCCGACCAGCUGGCUCUGCAGUCCACGCUCACUGUGCUGGGAGAAAGAAUGGCCACCAUCAGGAUGAAGGCGUCUGGCAAACGCCAGCUUUUGGAGGAGAAGCUCAGCGAGCAACUCGAGGAGCAGCGUCAAGAACAGGCGCUGCAGCGUUACCACAGCGAGGCCGAGGAGCUGGACCACUGGCUGCUCAGCACCCGCGCCACCCUCAGCUCGGCGCUCCACCUCCAGAACGACGACCUCGACAUGGAGGAGCAGCUCAUCGACUGCCAGAACAUGCUGCUCGAGAUCGAGCAGAAAGUGUCGUAUCUGUCGGAGCUGUCGGUGCACAGCGAGAGCUUGCUCCUGGAGGGCCGGGCCGAGACCAAAGGCGAGGCCGAGCAGCUCACCCUCAAACUGCACUCCCUGAAGGACAGUCUGCUGGAGCUGCAGCAGAUGCUGCAGGACAAGCAGGUGGACAUACAGGGUUCAUUGCAUGAGCAGGACGACAGCGAGCCGGACUCGUCGCUUUCGCAGAGCCCAAACGUGCAGGAUUGGCUCUCCCAGGCCCGUUCAUCGCGCACGCAACAGCAUCAUGAAAACUUGCUGCGACAGAGGGAGCUUCAGCAGCAUGUAGCAGAGCAGAGGAGGCUGCUUAAGUCAGUAGCCAGCGUUGGAGAAGACUUACUCAGUCAACAGAUCACAACAAACGGCGAUAGUGAGGUGCCUCUUCCUGUUGGGGUGUUGCUGGAGGCAGAGAGCUGGUCUCACGGGGACCACUUGAGACAACGUUGGGAGAACUUGAACAAAGACCAGAGCACUAAGCUGCAGCUCUCGCUCAACACGCUGGAACAGGACCAGUUCAGCCCGAUCAUCCACCGGUCCCGUCUGACCAGUCCCAGCAUGGUGUUCAGGGGCGAGUCUAGCAGCCAGGACUCUCGCUCUCCCACGGCUUUAUUUGAAGCCUGCAGCCAAGCGCUAGAAAGAAUCAGUGAAGAGGCAGAGAGCGGUGACAAAAAGACGCCGUUCUCCCCGGGCGGCGUGGAGCUCCAGCAGAAUCUGUACGCCGCGGUGUCGGCCGCCUCCGCCUGGUUGGACGCCGCUGAGAACGAGAUGCUCUCGGGCCCCGUGCUGCUGUCCGAAGACACUGAGACCCAGCUUACUCAUCUGGAGUGCACUAAUAAAGAUCUGAAGGAGAUCAGCCGAGAGGUCCAUCGGUGCAGAGACCUGCUGGGUGGAGUUGCGGGCAGGCUGUGCGCAGGCCAGGAGCGAGCCUUGAUGAAGGACACCCUGGAGGGUCUGCAGGAGCGGGUGGGCCUGCUGGACUCCACCCUCGAACAGCAAUGCCACUCCAUGAGGGACAGACUCCAGGAGCACUUAAACUUCCAGAAUGAACUCCGAAUGCUGUUCACAACUUUGAGCGAGAGCAAACACCUGCUGCUGCAGAAGAUGGCUGCAACGGUGGACAGGCCCGCAGCCAAGCAGAUUGAGACGUUAUCAGAAGUGGAGGACAGUCUGAGGGACUUAGAGCAGAGAGUGACAGAGCUGAAGACCAAAGAUGAAGGGCUACAAUCUGAUCGCCUCACCCACCAGGAACUCCUCAAACUACAGGACGCAUACGAAGAGCUGCUGCUGAUGGUGGGCUCCAGACGCGGCGGCCUCAACAGAGCCCUGUCCCUCAAGGCUCAGUACGAAGCGGCGCUCCGAGACCUCACAGACCUGGUGGACACGGCCCAGGACAAGAUGGCUGCAGACCAGAAAAUGACCGUCGCCUCCGUCGUUGAGGUCCAAUUGUUACUGGACAAACACAAAGAGUUUUUCCAGAGUCUUGAAUGUCACAUGAUCCUCACUCAGACCUUCUACAGCAAGGUGUCUGGAUUGGUGGCGCCGCGGGAAAGCCAGGUCCUCGAGGAGACCAUGUCUUCAGCUGACAGUGUCCUCAAACAGGCCCACAGGAGAGGGAUGGAAUUGGAGGGCAUCCUGGAGUCAUGGACCAGGCUUGUGGAAGACUACCAAGCCCUGUGUAGACAACUAGAGUCUGUCGAGUGCAGCAUCCCCACGGUGGGCCUAGUGGAGGAGACCGAGGAGAGGCUCUUUGAGAGGAUCAGUCUCUACCAGCGUCUGAAGGCCAGUCUGACCGAGCAUCAGCCCCAACUGUAUCAAGUCCUGGAGGAGGGUAAGAGGCUACUUCUGUCCGUCAGCUGUUUGGACUUGGAGAACCAACUGACCCAGCUGGGAGAACACUGGCUCUCAUCCACGACCAAAGUCAAUAAGGAGCUGCACCGCUUCGACUCCACGCUCAAGCACUGGAGCAGGUACCAAAGGGAGUCAGCAGAAUUGAACCAAUGGUUACAGUUGGCUCUGGACAGACUUGAGUUUUGGACUAAGCAAUCGGUCACUGUGCCUCAGGAGUUGGAGACCGUCAGGGAUCACCUCUGUGCCUUCCUGGAGUUUUCCAAGGAGGUGGAUGCCAAGUCAUCGUUGCGUUCUUCUGUUCUGAGCACGGGCAACCAGCUGCUGCGACUGAAGCGGGUAGACACGGCCGGUCUGAGAACAGCCCUGGGCCACGUGGACUCUCAGUGGGCCGGGCUGCUCACCCGCAUUCCCAUCGUCCAAGAGAAGCUCCAUCAGCUUCAGAUGGAGAAGUUGCCGUCGCGGCACGCCAUCGCCGAGCUCAUCAGCUGGAUCGCGCUUAUGGAGAACAUCAUAAACGAAGACCAGGACAAGAUCGCUGGAGCUGUGGGCUCAGAGGUGGUCCAGAACUUCUUGCAAAAGUACAAGGGGUUCCGAAUUGACCUGACAUGCAAACAGCUGACUGUGGACUUUGUCAGCCAGUCGGUGCUGCAGAUUAGCAGUCAGGACGUAGAGGGAAAGCGAAGCGAUAAAACCGACUUUGCGGAGAGCCUUGGGGCUAUGAACAGACGAUGGCAGAUCCUCCAAGGACUCAUCACGGAAAAAAUUCAGCAUUUAGAAGGACUUCUGGAAAGUUGGCUAGACCACGAGAACGGAGUCCAGGCCUUGAAAACGUGGCUGACGCUCCAUGAGGAGAAACUGAAGAAGAGACACAGGAUAGAGGAUGUUGCAUCAGUGCAGAAUGCGCUAAAAGAUUGUCAGGAGUUGGAGGAACUCGUGAAGGAGAAAGUGAAGGAUCUAGAGAAGGCCGAGGAACGAGGAAACGCUCUCAUCCAGGAUAAAAAAGGAGAAGCUUGCGCUGUUGUCAAGGAGACCCUCAAAGGACUCAACCAAUCCUGGGCUCAAUUAAACCACAUGAUAAGUCAGAUGAAGGUGAGCCUCCGCUCAGUGCUGGAACAAUGGACCUUAUACAGACGUGCGGCGCAGGAGAUCGAUGGCUACCUGAUGGAGGGCAGGUACUGCGUGUCCCGGCUGCACCUCAUCAGUGGCUCCUUGGAGGCCGUGCAGCAGCAGGUGGAGACUCUGGAGAACCUCCAAGAGGAGAUGGAAAAGCAGGAGACAAGUUUACUCAAGUUUGGCUCCGUCACCCAGCAGCUCCUCACCGAGUGCCACCCGUGCGUGGCGGAAACGCUGAACAGGGCCCUGCGGGACGUCAACGUGAGGUGGAACGAUCUACUGGAGCAGAUUUCAGAGCAGCUUAGGAACAGUAAAACUUUGCUGGGGCUGUGGCAGCAGUACAAAGAAUUAUCCGCCACUUGCGUGAAAGCAGUGGAGAGGCAGGAGGGGCGCGCCGACCGCCUGCUCAAGAGCGCCACCGACAGGGACAUCACAGAAGAGGAGACCAGCGCCUGGAUGACGGACUGCGAUGAGUGUCUUCGUGAGCAGGAAUCCGCGCAGCAUUCCCUGCAGCAGCUGCAAAUGCUGGGAGAGCAGCUGAGGAGGCGAGUGGACGCCUACUCGUAUGCAGCCCUGCAGUCGGACCACAUGUCGCUGAUGCAUCGCUUGCUGGCGCUGCCACACUCGCUCCACAGGCAGCAGGAGGCGCUGCAGUGUGGAAGUCGGGCCUGCGGGGGGUUCAGGGACCAGUUGGACGCCCUCGUUGAAACGGACGCCGAGGCCUCGCAAGUGUUGAAGGAAUCGGAGCAGCUAGGCUCACCAGCGCUUAGUGACAUUCAAACACGUAUGGACAAACUGAAGGCUCCCCUGUCCAAGCUCAGCAGUCUGUCUCCAGACUUGGAGCGCGUCAACGUGCUCAUGUACAGAUUGCCGCUCAGCGACGGAGACUUGAAGCGUCUGCAGUGUCUGAACAGGGCGUGGGCGUCUCACUCGGCUCUCCUCAGCGAGAGGUUCAGUAAACUGCAGGCAGGGCUGCUCCUGCACCAGACUUUCCUCCAGAAGUGCGAAGCCUGGAUGGAUUUCCUGUCUCAGGCAGAGCAAAAACUGGCCGUCGAGAUUUCGGGCAACUACCAGAGUCUGCUGGAGCAGCAGCGAGAGCACGAGUUGUUCCAAGCAGAGAUGUUCAGCCGACAGCAAAUUCUUUACUCCAUUGUCAGCGAUGGUCACAGUAUGCUGGACCAAGGCCAAGUGGAUGAUGGAGAUGACUUCAGUGUGAAGUUGGCUCUGCUGGCCAACCAAUGGCAGGGCGUGGUGAGGCGCGCCCAGCAGCGCAGGGGCAUCAUCGACAGUCUGCUGCACCAGUGGCACGGCUACCACGAGAUGUCGGACAAGUUGCUGCGCUGGCUCCAGGACGUGUCGCGCGAGCUGGACGCGCAUCACCCCGGAGGGGAACCGGUCGCCCUGCAGCAGGCCAGGAACCUGCUGGAUCAAAUACAACUGCGCGAGCGCGUCCUCCAGAGGCAGCAGGGAAGCUACAUCGUGACGGUGGAGGCCGGCAGGAGCUUGCUGCUGUCGGCCGACGCCCGGGCCGAGUCGGCGCUGCAGACGGAGCUGAUGGAGAUUCAGGAGAGGUGGAGGCACGCCCACCACCGCCUGGAUCAGCGGAGGAAGGAGCUGCACACUCUGCUCAAGAAUUGGGAGCGAUGCGAGAGAGGCAUCGACGCCUCGCUGGAGAAACUCCGAGCGUUCAAGAGGAAGCUGUCGACGCCGCUGCCGGACCAUCAAGACGAGCUGCACGCCGAGCAGAUGAGAUGCAAGGAGCUGGAGAACAGCGUGGAGGGCUGGAGCGAUGACCUCACUUCCUUGUUCCUCCUGAGGGACGCCUUGGUGGGCGUGAUCGGUAGCAAUGACGUCACGCUGCUCCAAGAGCGCCUCCAGCUUCUCCAGCGCCAGUGGGAGGAAGUCUGCCACCAGCUCUCCCUGCGCAGGCAGCAAGUAAGCGAGAAAUUGAACGAGUGGGCCGUGUUCAACGAGAAGAACAAGGAGCUUUGCGAGUGGCUGACGCAGAUGGAGAACAAAGUCUCUCAAAAUGGAGACAUCAGCAUCGAGGAGAUGAUCGAGAAGCUGCGCAAGGACUACCAGGAAGAGAUCGGCGUGGCUGAGGAGAACAAGCAGCAGCUGCAGCUCAUGGGACAGCGCUUGGCCCGGUCCAGCCAGGAAAGCAAAGCGGCCGACAUACAGCACAAACUCAAUAAAGUCAGCGAGCGCUGGACACACCUCCUCGACCUCAUCGCGGCCAGGGUGAAGAAGUUGCGGGAGACCCUUGUGGCCGUGCAACAGCUGGAGAAAAACAUGAGCAGCCUGCGCUUGUGGCUGGCUCACAUCGAGACCGAACUAUCCAGGCCCAUCGUCUACGACACGUGCGACGAGCAGGAGGUCCACAGGAAGCUCAACCAGCAGCAGGCGCUGCAGAAAGAUAUUGAGAAGCACAGCACGGGCGUGGCGUCCGUCUUGAACCUGUGCGAGGUGCUGCUGCACGACUGCGACGCCUGCUCCACUGAGAGUGAGUGCGACUCCAUCCAGCAGGCCACCAGGGGCCUGGAUCGACGCUGGAGGAACAUCUGCGCCAUAUCGAUGGAGAGGAGGCUCAAGAUUGAGGAGACCUGGAGGUUAUGGCAGAAGUUUUUGGAUGAUUACUCCCGCUUUGAGGAGUGGUUAAAGUCUUCUGAGAGAACAGCGGCGAUGCCUAACUCUUCAGGAGUCAUCUACACUGUGGCCAAAGAGGAACUCAAGAAAUUUGAGGCUUUCCAGCGGCAAGUGCAGGAGUGCCUGACCCAGCUGGAGCUGAUCAACAAGCAGUACCGCCGCCUGGCCCGCGAGAACCGCACCGACGUGUCCUGCCGUCUCAAGGAAAUGGUGCAUGAUGGGAACAGGAGGUGGGACAACCUGCAGAAGAGGGUGGCCGCCAUCCUGCGGCGUCUCAAGCACUUCAUCAACCAGAGGGAGGAGUUUGAGACGGCCCGAGACAGCAUCCUGGUGUGGCUGACCGAGAUGGACCUCCAACUCACCAACAUCGAGCACUUCUCCGAGUGCGACGUGCAGGCCAAGAUUAAACAGCUCGAGGCGUUCCAGCAGGAGAUCCACUUGAACAUGGGCAAGAUCGACAUGGUGUUCAGGCAGGGCGACGCUCUGAUCGAAAAGAGCGAACCCCUGGACGCCGCCGUGAUCGAAGAGGAGCUCAACGAGCUGCAGAGGUACUACCAGGAGGUCUUUGGAUGCGUCAACAGAUACUACAAGAAGCUUACGCGUUUACCUCUGGCAGACGACGAGCUGGACGCUUCCGACGCAGAGGACGGCGCCGACCUCUCCGAGCUGCAUUGGUGCGACCUGCCGCCGACGCGCACCUCCGGCCGUCCGGCGUCGGCGGCGGCCACCCUCGUUCGGGCGGAACGCUCGGGCCGCGACACGCCGGCCAGCGUGGACUCCAUCCCGCUGGAGUGGGACCACGACUACGACCUGAGCCGAGGUCUGGAGAGCCCGAGGGAUCGCAGCCACAGGGGAAGGAGUCGAGGGCAAGAGGAAGAGGAGGUUUAUAUGAGGACGGCUACUGCUGUGCUGUCAGACGUAGUUAUUCCAGAGAGUCCCGAGGCCUAUAUAAAACUGACUGAGAACACAUUGAAAUCAUCCUCCGGCGAUCCGGGACAGCUGGAGGCCAGCCUCAGACAACUGGACCAGGCUCUGGACGCAACACGGUACCAGCUGCAAGCCAGAGAAGACGCCGCCAGCCACUCCAUCCCUGACACUGACUCCACAUACAUGGGCUAUAUGCGUCUGAUGGGAGAGUGUCGCGGCAGCAUAGACGCGGUCAAGCGAGCCGAGGAAGAGCUGACUGAGGACGAUGAUGAAAUGCCGGGACUCGCCAACCCGACAGGCGCUGACAGCCAGAAUGCAGGCGUGAUCGAGCGCUGGGAGCUACUGGAGGCUCAGUCGCUGAGUGACAAGCACAAGCACAAGCAGAACCUGCAGCAGUGGCAGCAGCUCAUCUCGGACCUGCAGACCAUGCGGGCGUGGCUGGGUCGCUGCGAGGCCGAACUGGGCCAGAUGCGAGGCAUGGACCUCGGCACGGACAUCCAGACCAUCCAGCAGAACAUCAAGAAGCUCAAGGAGCUGCAGAAGGGGAUGGACACCCACAAGUCGAAGGUCCUGUCGGUCAACCUGAGCAGCGCCGGCUUCCUCCAGUCGGAGCCCGACUCCGAGGAGGCGUGGGAGCUGCGGGACGCCCUGAAGGAGAUGAACGCCCACUGGGAUCGCCUGGGCGCCUCGCUUGAGGAGUGGAGGGAGGAGCUGCACAGAGCGCUCAUGCAGUGCCAGGAGUUCCACGAGAUGAGUCACGGUCUGCUGCUGUGGUUGGAGAACAUCGACCGCAGGAGGAACCAGGUGGUGCCCGUGCCGCCGAACCUGGACUCGGAAACGCUACGAGCUCAUCACAAGACGCUCACGCAAAUUAAGCGCGAGCUGCUGGACUCGCAGCAGACGGUAUCGUCCCUCCAGGAGCUGUCGGCUCUGCUGCUGGUCAGCACCACGGCGGCGGCGGAGACGCUCCGCCCCUCCUUGGGCGGGGAGCGUCUGGAGGCGCAGGAGAAGGUCCACGUCAUCUGGAACAGGCUGCGGCUGCUCCUGCGCGAGGUCGACGGGGACCUGGAGGUUCUGCGGGGGCGACUGGAGAGCCGGGGCCCGCAAAAGGAUUUCUUACCGCUGCCCGUCGGCAAAUCGAGCAUCGGCGUUGCGUCCACGCCUGCUCCUUCAGAGGCGACCAGUCAAAGUUGGAGACCGUUGCCCCGAGGCAAAAGUAGUCAGGCCCCACCCGGACCCCCCGAGAGCGGCCCGCUCCACAGCCGCAGGAGGUCACCCACCGGCGCCGCUGGCUGCGUUUCCUCCCGUUCUGACCUCCCCGACGGCGUCUCGCCGCCGUCCUCCCCCUCCACCAAGCAUCCGUCCUUCCUGCAGAGGGUCCUGAGGGCGGCGCUGCCCGUGCAUCUGCUCCUCCUGCUCCUCAUCGCCCUGGCCUGCAUGGUGCCCAUGAGCCAGGAGGACUACAGCUGCCACCACGCCAACAACUUUGCCCGCUCCUUCCACCCCAUGCUUCGCUACACCAAUGGACCUCCACCCAUAUAGCUGCUUUUGUUUAUUUUUUUUUUAAUCUCAAGGACUUUUGUGAAUGUGCCCUUUUCACCCUGUGCCCUACACCAACAUGAUACGACGACGAGGACCAAUAUGUCAACGGCCCUUUAAGAAGUACUUAUGAACUUUCAUUAAUUUUUUUAUUUUGCUACGUGUGUAUGUAUAUAUAUAUAUAUAUAUAUACAUAUCUAUAAAUGAAGGUUGUUGUUUUUUCCCCAAUGAGGAGGAACAAAGCAGUAUUUAUAUGCACUCAAUGGGAGCCAAAGUCGUCUACUUUCUUCCCAGUGCUGCUACUAUUUAUUGGGUUCAAUCAGCUAUGAAGAUUAUUCAAAUGUGUACUUUUAAUAACGAAUAAACACCACAAAUACCCACUUGGAAAUUUAAAGAAUAACAACGUGACUCCUAUUAAAAAAAACACUUUUUUUUAUGUGCUAAAGGUAUCCGGAUGUUAAUUCCCUUCCGGGAUGACAGGAUGUUGCGGCCAGCUAGCUAGCUAGCUAACUUGGGACGUUCAAUAGCUACGUUGUCAAGUUAACUAGAAAAAAAAAAAGAAAAUUCGUUCUUUCGCUUUAAACCUUGUGUUUUCUUUUUCCCCACGUUUUUGGUAACUUUUUAAGAAGCGUCGGAACACUCGCUGUUUGAAAGGUACACGCACUGACGAACUGAAAAGUUGAGCCUUUGAACGGUAAUAAUGCCCGACUUCUCCCCGCCAAAUGACAAGGCUUGUAUUCCUAUUUUAUUCUUUUUUUUUUUUUGUAUUGUACUAUUUAAUCAGUCGGGGCAAUUGUGAUGAAAGCUAUUUUCAUUCAUUUUUGAUGCAAGUUUAUUUAACAAACAAAAAUCUUGUUGACGCACGCACUUAAUUGAAAGUCCCCAAACGAAAGCCACAAUGACUGGUUGUGAGGCUCAUAAUGACCUAUUAUUAUUAUUAUUAAGAUAAUUAUUCCUGGGUUAUCAGGACAUUUGGACUCCUCACUUUGUUGAAACACGACAGUGUGUAAAAAAAAAAAAAUAUGAAAAUGGUUAUUUAUGUUUGUACAGUUUGCUAACACUGAAUACUCUUUGCAAAUAAAACAG